This is a messenger RNA of Parnassius mnemosyne (clouded apollo), 357 nucleotides long. Lineage: Eukaryota; Metazoa; Arthropoda; Insecta; Lepidoptera; Papilionidae. The record is from the annotation of a GenBank genome assembly.
UUGGAAGCAAACUCUGUACAGACACAAGAUAAUAUGGCGACAUUGAGCCCAAUACCUAAAAGUAUACCUAAAAGACCUAUAAAGAAUGCAGUUAGUCCUUUAGAUGCGAAGAUGAUGAAAUUAAUGGAUUCUUAUUCAAAUAAUGAACCUAAAAUUAUGAAUCGGCAUCUUUCAUUUUUUAAUGGGAUAAUACCAUCAUUAGACAAGUUUGACGAUGAUGAAGUCCUCGAAUUCCAAAUGGGAGUGCUACAAUUAUUGAAAAAUAUUAAAAGCUGUCGCCGUCAUUCUCUUCAAAGUCCGGCCUCUGUCGAUUACUCCUAUUCUAACUACACAAAAAUUGAUUAUAACGACUUUUAA